Andrographis paniculata is the source of this 1007-nucleotide messenger RNA. Its product is annotated as UPF0548 protein At2g17695. Lineage: Eukaryota; Viridiplantae; Streptophyta; Magnoliopsida; Lamiales; Acanthaceae. The transcript is spliced from 5 exons. The record is from RefSeq and is a predicted model, not a curated record. The coding region runs from base 124 to 816 and encodes 230 amino acids.
UCAAUUUGGUCUUUCUCCGUGCAAUUAUUUUCUGCAGAGAUUUAUGCAUCUUAUUAAAUCAAUUGAAGACUCAAGCACAUAUUAUUUUUAUUUUUUAUUUUUUUAUUUUUUGCUUGUCAAUGGAUGCAAAUUCAUUUUCAUGUCAUCGCAGCUCACAAUCAAUUAGAACUGCAGAUAAAGAUGAUUUUCUUGUGCUGGUCUCGUCCAUCUCAGAAAGAACAGAAAGCCUGCAUUGCAAUGUCUGGUUCCUUCAAUUAUCACAGUAAUUAUAAUGGUGCUACAGCUGAACCUGUAGUUACACUAAAAGAGAAGCUAUCAGGCAGUAGUUUCUUUGUAAACCAUGCUCGUGUGUUAGUUGGCUCAGGUCUCGACACUUUCGAGAAAGGCAAGAGUGCUCUGCAGAAUUGGAGGCAUUUUAGUUUGAAUUGGGCAUUUGUCGAUCCAAAGACUCCUAUUCAGAGUGGGACGAAGAUCUGUGUGUGUAGCAAGGCAAUUUUCCCAUGGCUCAUGAUGCCAUUACAGGUUAUAUAUGUUGAUGAAUCCAGAAACUCAAAUUUUGACGCGGCUUCGUUUAGUUUUGGCAGUGGAACUCUUCGAGGACAUCUCCUGGCAGGCGAAGAACGCUUCUCGAUCACAAUGGAUGAGAAGAACAAUGUUUGGUAUGAAAUACUUUCAUUUUCGAAGCCUGACCACAUCCUAUCAGCAAUCGGAUAUCCAUAUGUACUAAUGAUGCAGAAGCGGUUCACCCGCGACUCUACAUUAGCAAUGCAGAAACAUUUAUCCCCCAAGUUAGAGGAUGCAAGUAGUGUUCCUUGAACAAACCACCCUUUGCUUCUUAUGGUAUGUCUGUAGCUUAUGUGUUAUAAUAUAUUUGGCAAUUUUUCAGCACCAUUAAAGCUUUUGUUUAUACAUGUCUUUCUUUAGUAUUGUGUUUUGGUUUUACAAUAAAAAUAAGGAAAAAUUGCAAAAAAUAAAAAUGUCCUGUAUUUAGAUCCCAUUAUUAUUUU